UUGAUUGGUGGUGCGCCGCCACACCUCAUCCGGAAACCUGCAAGUUUUACAUGGCGCACGCCGGUUACAAUAACGUCAGGCCGAAAUGCCGGUCGGAUUUCCGCACAAUGACUGUCGGAGUCGCCCUGGAAAGAGCCAUCCACGCCCAGAACACGGCGAAGAGUCACGGCAGCAACUGCCGUGGCAAAAGAAAGAAGAGGGUUUGGAUGGACUGCGAUAAGCUCAUUGCCAACACCGUUCUUCAACUCAACCGGACACUCGACGGCGUUAAAGAUAAUGGCCCUGAUUGGACUAAUCAGACUUUUUGCGCCGACGUCGAUGCCCAGACGUGGCUCAGCACCGCCCUGACCAACAUCGAGACGUGCCGCGCCGGCGCCGUCGAGCUCAACGUUUCCGGCGUCAUUGAACCCAUCGUUUCCAGCAACGUCUCGGAGCUCAUCAGCAACUGCCUGGCGGUCAACGGAGUUUUGAUAGACGAACACAACUCAACCGCCACGGACGACGACGAAUUCCCGAUCUGGAUAUCCGCCGGCGAACGGCGGCUAUUGCAGAGUUCAUCGGUGGCGUCACAGGCAAAGUACGUAGUUUCCAAGAAGGGAAGAGGCGAUUUUCGGUCCAUUCAGGCUGCAAUAAAUCAGGCAACGUCGAGACGAAGGGGGAAUGAAAGGAUUGUUAUCUAUAUCAAGCGAGGCGUUUAUAGAGAAAAUGUGAUCAUAAGCAGUAAGAUGAGUGGAAUCAUGCUGGUCGGCGAUGGCCUGAGAUACACUAUCAUCACCGGCGCACGUAGCGUCGGCGGUGGGUACACCACUUACAGCAGCGCAACUUUUGGGGUUGACGGCCCAGGAUUCAUUGCCCGUGGCAUAACGUUCCGGAACACGGCGGGUCCAGGGAAGGGACAGGCGGUGGCGCUCCGAUCAGCCUCCGAUCUCUCCGUCUUCUACAGCUGCGGCUUCGAGGGCUACCAAGACACGCUCUUCGUACUCGCCCAGCGACAGUUCUACAAAUCAUGUUACAUCUACGGGACCAUAGACUUCAUCUUCGGCAACGCCGCGGCGGUGUUCCAAAACUGCCUAAUCUACGUCAGAAAACCGCUGUGGGGCCAAAUCAACGUCGUCACCGCCCAGGGCCGGGGCGACCCGUUUCAAAACACCGGAAUUUCCAUCCACAAUUCCCAAAUCCGGGCGGCGCCGGACCUCGAGCCGGUGGCGCGUUUUUAUCAAACGUACCUCGGCCGUCCGUGGCAGCAAUACUCGCAAACGGUGGUCCUAAAGAGUUACAUAGACCGGCUUGUGAACCCGCAGGGGUGGCUGAGGUGGCAAAACUCCGAUUUCGCUUUGAGCACGUUGUACUACGGGGAGUACCGGAAUUUCGGGCCCGGAGCUUCGACGAGGUUAAGGGUGAAGUGGGCGGGGUACCAUGUUAUUACUAGCCGGAAUGUUGCGUCGAGGUUUACUGUUUCCAGCCUUAUUGCCGGCCGGACUUGGUUGCCUUCCACCGGCGUCCCGUUUACUGCCGGCUUGUGAUCAUCGGAUUGUGUUUAAUUUAUUUCUUGUGGAUUUUUGGUUUCAUAUUUAGUUGGAUUUUACAUGUCAUGCUGUUAUGACAUUCAAUUCUUGAGAAGAAUUAAUACAUCCUCUAUUG
Molecule: messenger RNA, 1641 nt
Organism: Ipomoea triloba (trilobed morning glory)
Lineage: Eukaryota; Viridiplantae; Streptophyta; Magnoliopsida; Solanales; Convolvulaceae
Product: probable pectinesterase/pectinesterase inhibitor 33
Exons: 3
Coding region: 51-1523 (490 amino acids)
Biological process (GO): cell wall modification
Molecular function (GO): pectinesterase inhibitor activity; pectinesterase activity
Source: RefSeq, a predicted model, not a curated record